This is a messenger RNA of Aethina tumida (small hive beetle), 1066 nucleotides long. Its product is annotated as leucine-rich repeat-containing protein 59. Lineage: Eukaryota; Metazoa; Arthropoda; Insecta; Coleoptera; Nitidulidae. Bases 71 to 1060 code for a protein of 329 amino acids. The record is from RefSeq and is a predicted model, not a curated record. The transcript has 3 exons. Gene Ontology annotation, molecular function: protein binding.
AAUGUUGUGACGUGUACUGACAUCCCGGUUUUAAAGUUUCUUUGCUUUAGUUUUAUUUUAAUUUCAUAAAAUGGCUCCGAAGAAAAUAAAUAUUAAAGAACGUUUUACGGAUGGAGAAAUUGAUUUGAGCAUGUCGGAUCUGGCUGAAGUCCCAGUUAAAGAUAUUGCAAAUCUGAAAAAAGCUCGCACCUUAGAUCUAUCAAACAAUAGAAUAGUAUUGUUGCCUCCCACAUUCCCCACAUUAGUGAACAUCACAAAAAUUGACUUAAGUAAAAAUGAACUAACUGAAUUGCCUGAAAACUUUGGCGAUUUAGUGAGGCUGAAGUACUUGGAUUUGUUUCAAAAUAAAUUACAGUAUCUACCAUUGAGUUUUUACAAACUAAAGGAUUUGAAAUGGCUGGAUUUAAACAACAAUCCAUUGGUUCCUUCUGUGGCUGAAGUAGCUGGACAAUGUUCAGAUUCCAAACAGUGUCAGGAUUGUGCAAAGAGGGUGGUCAGUUUCUUUUCAAAGCUUCAACAACAAGUCCAAACAGAACUGGAAGAAAGGAACAGGCAGAGACUAAAGCAAUUGGAAUUAAAUAAUCAGAAAAAACAGGAGGAAAAGAAGAAUAAGAAAAAGGAAAAGCAAAAAAAUAAAGAGAAGGUUGAGAAAGUACAGGCUGUUGAAAAAGUUCCAUCAAACAAUGUAGAAAAAAUUAAAACGGAACCAAAGAAACCACAGGAAAAGUCAUCAACAAUGAAAUCACUCUUAAUAUUUGUGUUCUUUCUUUUUACAACAUUGUUUGUGUUAACUUCAGUUAAACUGAAACAAACUGAACAAUUUGAACUUGCAGUGAAGUCAGGAUUUAACAAAAUUGUCAUUAAUUGCCCUCCUACUUACCAGCAAUAUUUCAGUCAGUUUGCAAAUCAUGUUUAUAAUGUGCAUCAAAAGACUGGGAAUUAUACUAUGGAAUUUGUAAAUUAUGUUCACAAUGGUAACCUGCGAAAUGCUGUAACUGAUUUAAUUGACAAUGUUAACUUAAGGAUACAAACAAUUUAUAAUUCUGUAUUAAAUAACUAAAAUUUA